AAGGAGAGGAAAGAGAGAGAGAGAGAGAGAGAGAGAGAGAGGUGAAGUGAUAAUAGCAAGGUCAAAAUUCACGUCGUGAUCGAUGUCCAAUAAAGAAAUGGGAAAUCCAGGCUUGGAAGCCAUUUCCUUUCAUUUUUAAAAUGAAGAAGAGACUUCUCGGAUAAUGUGUUUCUAUAUAUACACAUAAGGAGUGACGAACAUAACUAUGUUAUAUAUCUACAGCUGCAAAAACUCUCUCUCUCUCUCUCUCUCUCUCUCUCUCAUUGACGUCUAUCACUUGCCACUGCUACAAACGUAUGAGGGAGACGAGAAGGUGUAGCAAUAUCAUCAUCUAAUAGGAAAAAAGAGAAGGGAAGGAUGCAGACGGAGAGAUUAGUGAAGGAAGCAACAGAAAGGAUGGAGGAGAAAGGGUCUGAGAUAAGGUCUGCCAUUGAAGAGCUUUCUCUAUUUAAACAUGAGGAUCAUAUCUCCACCAGGCCUUUUCUAAAUUUCUGCACCUUGGUUUUGCAAGUCCUUGAUAAGAUCGGACCGACUAUGGCAGUAUUGAGACAAGACGUGCAUCAGAACAUUCAGAGAUUAGAAAAGCUACAUGAAUUGGAUCCUUCUGUUUAUUCCAAUUUGGUGGAGAUAUUGAAGAAAGAGAGGGCCGAAGGUAGCGCUAGAAAGGCUGAAAGUUGUACAAGAGCGCUGGUAUGGCUUACCAGCAGGUCAGUGGAUUUGACGGUAGCUUUGUUGGACAAAUUAGCAAAGGACCCAGGGCAGAAUCUGGCACAAGUUGUGGAGGAAUCAUACAACAGCACGUUAAAGCCAUGGCAUGGUUGGAUCUCAUCUGCUGCUUUCAAAGUAGCUCUGAAGUUGUUACCUGAAAACAAGGCCUUCAUCAGUUUGCUGGUAGCCCGCGGGGAGGAUUACACCAUUCUAAUUGAGGAAAUCCACACCUUGGUUUCAUUGCUUUUGCCUCUUCUCAACGAGAUUCAUACACUUCUGAGAACAUUUGGCGUGGACAGGUUAAAGGCUACGUAAGGGAGAAAAAAAGGAAGUCAGGAUUUGUAACAAAUGUCCACAUGUAUAGAGUCUAACUUACGCUGCAACCGUGUGUAUCUUAGUUUUAUUCAACAACAUCUUCUAUAUAAAAAGAUGCUUUUGGGGGGGGGGGGUCUUGUUGUAUCAGUUUAAGAUUGUAAAUGUUACAAACUGGGUUUUGUGAGAAAGCAAUGUACUUCCUGUAGAGGAAGAUCAACUGGUCUAAUGUUCGA
Molecule: messenger RNA, 1256 nt
Organism: Magnolia sinica
Lineage: Eukaryota; Viridiplantae; Streptophyta; Magnoliopsida; Magnoliales; Magnoliaceae
Product: glycolipid transfer protein 3-like
Exons: 6
Coding region: 358-1023 (221 amino acids)
Biological process (GO): ceramide transport; intermembrane lipid transfer
Cellular component (GO): cytosol; membrane; cytoplasm
Molecular function (GO): ceramide 1-phosphate binding; ceramide 1-phosphate transfer activity
Source: RefSeq, a predicted model, not a curated record